Molecule: messenger RNA, 345 nt
Organism: Procambarus clarkii (red swamp crayfish)
Lineage: Eukaryota; Metazoa; Arthropoda; Malacostraca; Decapoda; Cambaridae
Source: RefSeq, a predicted model, not a curated record
CUGCCUACAUCUUCUUCUCCAUCCUCUUGCUGGUAGCGAUCAUCUAUAUUAUUGCUGCCUUGGUUCUUAUCCACGGAGUGAGAACUAAACGACGAUUUCUACUACUACCAUGGGUCUUUUUCACCUUCCUGAACAUGGUGAUGGCAUUUGCAGGUGGAAUAUUAACGCUCAUCAACUCGCAUGGAUAUUCUCUCCAAAUUAUCGUUGGCUGUAUUGUGCUUAGUAUAUCCAUUAUUUGGAUCUACUUCACCUGUGUUGUCUUCAGUUUCUUCCAGGCCUUACAAAAUGGGGAAUACUGGUGAUUCCAUCCUCUGCAACCUUUAUAUAAAGGAGUCUUGACUGUCA